Molecule: messenger RNA, 2420 nt
Organism: Branchiostoma belcheri (Belcher's lancelet)
Lineage: Eukaryota; Metazoa; Chordata; Leptocardii; Amphioxiformes; Branchiostomatidae
Product: homeobox-containing protein 1-like
Exons: 8
Coding region: 126-1415 (429 amino acids)
Biological process (GO): positive regulation of DNA-templated transcription
Cellular component (GO): nucleus
Molecular function (GO): double-stranded telomeric DNA binding
Source: RefSeq, a predicted model, not a curated record
UGCGCGCUGGGCGUUCAAAAUAUUGACGUCCGAUUUAAGUAUCCUCAAAAUUCCGACUUUUGCGCGCAAAACGUGGAGUUUGCAAACUUCGGUGGCGUCGGCCGACGAGUGGUAUUUGUGCCAAGAUGGCCACUACGGGAACCGAGCCGCGGUUCACCCUGGAGCAGCUGGACCUGCUGAUGCGUCUGCGCUCAAUCCUGCAGAGGCUGCAGCAGACCGGCCUGUCGCAGGACAGCAUCUUCCAGGCGCUCGGCACCAUGCAGCGCAUCGAGACCGUCAACACGGGCAUCUACGGCAUGUCCCCACAGGUCAGCCACGUGACCAUCCAACCUCAGCUGGCUGCGAACCCGACGCAGUUCAUACAGACGGCGCAGAACAACCUCUUCCCGGCAACGUCCAUCGUGACGGUGCCGCAGGGGGUGGUGGUGGCGAACGGAACAGCCCCGCCCCCUCCGCCUGCUGCCGUGGUGAAGGUGGAUUCGGGGGGAGGAGCGGCGGCAACCGGAAUGCUGCAGGCCAAGGACAUCCUGAACACGGACACUUCAGCUGAGUCAAUCACAGAGGAGGACCUGGAGAAACAGGUGGAGGAAUUGCUCAGCAAAAACAUCAUGGAUGUGAAAGAGGAAAUCAACAAGUUUCUCCACGUCAAGGGCAUUCCCCAAGGUCGUCUGGCCCAGGCUACCGGGAUCAGCAGCAGUUACGUGUCCCUGUUCCUGAAGCAGGGGCUGGACAUGACGGCCAUGAAGAAACGAGCCAUCUACACCUGGUUCUUAAGGCAGAAGCACAGGAAACCAGGCCCACUUCCCAACGCAGGUGGCUGGAAGUGGCAGAAGAAGCGCUCCCUUGACGACCCGGAUUACGACCCUGCCCACAGCCCCGGCAACCAGCGCCGCGGGUCCAAGUUCCACUGGCCGCCGUCCGCGGUCAUGAUCGUGGAGAAGUACUUCCAGCAGAACCCGUACCCCACCGAGGGGGAGAGGGAGGAGAUUGCAAACGCCUGCAACGGUGUCUUACAGAAACCAGGUGAAGAGUUACCUGCCUACAAGCUGGUGAGUCCUGUCCGGGUCCAGACCUGGUUCAUCAACAGGAGGAGGGAGGCCAAGAUCAAACAACAACAGGAACAAUAUGCACAGGAUAACGGGACCCGCCAGUCUCCGCGGUUGGAAGGAAAGGCGAUGACUUUUCAGGAGGAGAGUGACCUGGACAGCGAGUCAGCGGAGUCUCCAAAUACUGGAGCAGCGCUCAACACUGGCGAACAGAGCCAACUCACCGCCAACAGGCAAAACACUGAGGACAUGGACCCUGCCCGUCUGGAGGCGGAGCUGGCAGCUGUCAAUCGAUCCAUCAUGGUGCUCGUCAACCAGCAUCAGGACGAGGAGACCGAGGAGAAAAAAUUCAAAUGGGAGGUCUCCUAACCUCCUGACUACUGUGUCAGCUUACUACAGCCAGCUGCUGCCUGCAAAACUGGUGUGUUACACUGAGGGGCAGUUAUAUCGGCUAUACCAGCUAUACAGAUACAGAUACUGCUGUAUAUGCAACCAGACUUACCGAGGAUGCAGCAAAAGUUCUAAGCAGCAAGAGGGACUUAACAACAAACUUUACACAUCAAAAUCAGAAGAAUGUGUUAGAUGAAUUUCUUCCAACUUCUUUCCCUUUUGCUGAUGAUUUGUUCCAUACAAACACCUGUCCUCAAAGCAAGGAUUUCUUGGACUGAAUGUACAGUAUAUACAUGUACUGUAUUUAUUUAUUUAUUUGCCAGGACUCUCUGGAAUUUGACUUUGCCUACUAUAAGUAAUUAUAAAAGUAGAAAAAGUUAGAUAGAUCAUUUUAGAAAAUUGACCAGAAAUAUGAUUUGAUAAGUUUACAUCUAGAUGUUAUACACAUAGACGUGUAUAAGACAGAUACCAGGCUAGGUUUAUUAAAGGUCAGUGCACUGAAAACUACAUGAUGCUGAGAUCUUACAAACUAAGACGUCGAAAAUUGUGAACAUUCAGUUGUUUGUCAAAUGUAUUUAUUACAUUACAUCCCUUUGUAUAUAUAUUCAACAGCUGGCAGAUUAAAUGGUAAAUCUCAUGUGUUUCGAUAAGUGUACAUAUAGUCUAAAUCUCUUGAUAAGGAUUCAUAGGUGCCAAUUUUCCCCCAUUUGGUAGAGGAAACAUGUAUAUCACAUAUAGUACUGUACUAACAUGCUAUGAGAAUUGAAACUGCCAAUAGAAUAGAUAGCUAUUUAUUUCUGCCGAUAUGCCCAUGACUUGGAUAUUGAUUUUUGUUGUUUUAUUUCUCAAAAACCUCAAAAACAGUGAAGUAGUACAAUUGUUAUUUAUAUGCCUUAGGCAACAAUCUCAUUAAAUGUACUUUUGUAUCAAUGCCAUUAUCAUCGGGUACAACUGUUUGUGCAAUAAAGUCUGUGCUUAAAAUGU